AUGAUCAUUUUAGUUAGGCGGGCAGAUUCAACAAAACACCAUAAGUUACAGCGACAAGAGACUAAAAAAGUCACAAUGGCACCAAACACCAUGAAAGCAGUCGACAUCAAAAACGGCAAAGGCUCCGCAGACGCCCUCUUCAUAAACCCUGACACUCCCAUCCCCCAAGUUCAGCUCGGCCAAGCCCUUGUCAAAGUCAAAGCCUUCGGCCUCAACCGGAUGGACCUGAUCCAGCGCGAAGGCCACUACCCUUUGCCUCCCCAGGCGCCCAGCACGUUGGGUGUCGAGUUCUCCGGCGUCAUCGAUUCCUUUGGUGACGGUGACCACGGCGAUUUCAAGGUCGGCGACGAAGUAUUCGGCCUAGCCUACGGCGGCGCCUACGCCGAGUACAUUGCUGUCUCAUCCAAGAUGCUCUUGCACAAGCCGGCGCACUUGAGCUUCGAGCAGGCGGCGGGCGUGCCGGAGACGUGGAUCACGGCGACACAGGCGUUGCACUUUGUGCUGGGUGGGAUCGGCGAGGAAGGGAAGACGAUCUUGUGGCAUGCUGGAGCUUCGGGGGUGUCGAUUGCGGGCAUUCAGCUCUCGAAGCUGGCGGGCGCAAAACAGAUCUUUGCGACGGCGGGCACGGCUGAUAAAUGCAAGUUUAUCGAGAACGAGCUGGGGGCUACGGCAGCGUUCAAUUACAAGGAGCAGGACUGGGUCGAGGAGAUCUUGAAGAAGACGGAUGGCAAGGAUGUAGAUUUGGUCGUUGACUUCAUUGGCGCCAGUUACUUUCAGAAGAACCUGGAUGUGGUUGCGCGUGAUGGGCGCAUCUGCAUGCUGGGACUGAUGGGCGGUGCUGUAGCCGACAAGGUCGACAUCUCCAAGCUACUCUACAAGAGGGCCCGCGUGGAAGGGAGUACUUUGAGGAGCCGCGACGAGAACUAUCAGGGCCAGUUGAGGGACAAGUUGAGCGAGUACCUGCCCAAGUUCGAGAGCGGUGAUCUCAAGAUCUUUAUUGACACUGUUUUUCCCUUUGAAGAGAUCGUCAAGGCUCACAAGCAGCUUGAGGCGAACAAAACCAUGGGCAAGAUCAUCUGCACUGUCUCAUAG
Molecule: messenger RNA, 1092 nt
Organism: Sordaria macrospora k-hell
Lineage: Eukaryota; Fungi; Ascomycota; Sordariomycetes; Sordariales; Sordariaceae
Molecular function (GO): oxidoreductase activity, acting on NAD(P)H; NADPH binding
Source: RefSeq, a predicted model, not a curated record